UCAGUCCGUUGACAUGUCUGCCUCAGGUGUGAGAAGUGGAGACUGGGUAGGAAAGAGAGGGCGGUGGGUUCGGAUGUAAGGUAUGGCAUGUGGAUCUGAAGUGUGAAGGACCAACAUAUCCUGGACAGCUCUGUUAACUGUAUCUGUCCUCCCAUCCAGGUUCUGGGUAUAUCUGGACAUACACACGCUACACACACACACACACACUCGCCCAGAGCAAGAGGACCAAGAGCCCGGAUCCAGCACCAGUGCAAAACCAUGCCUCGUCUUUGUGUCUCAAUGCUGCUCUGGGUCGUCCUGCUGGGUCUCCUCUCUCUAAUAGGGGCUGAGGAAACAGCAGGAGAAGAAGGCAAAGCAGAUUUGGGGCGUGAGAAGCGCAGCAUGCCCAACUGGGCUCUGACCUCCUCUGACUUCUUCGGCUGGGUGGAGGCUCUGCGCGAGUACGCUGGUUAUGAGAAGAUUGAAGACCUGUCCAGAACCUUCUGGGCACACUUCCCAUCCGCCAGCCGCCUGGGCUAUGAGCUGUCCGACCCUGACGAGGAGUGACCACAACCACAAAUAUAAAAACUGGUGAAGGAUCAGUUUAGCCUUUUUUAGAUCUAAAAUAAUAAGUGUAUAUGGACAGGGGGACAGAGUAGGAAUGCUGAUCUAAGAUCAGGCCCCACUGUCCAUGUAAUCUGAUGAAUUGUGAUCUAAAAUAAAGAAACUGAUCCUAGAUCAGCACUCCUUCUCUGAGACGCUUUAUGAUUACAGGACCAGAACUAGAACCAACAUCUCUCUACUGCAUGCAAGUAGUGUAGAAUAUAGAGGCCUACUCUAUGUCCUCAGAGGACCCUGGAAAAGACAUGCAUUGACACUCACCAAAGAGGAGAAAAGGAUGGAUGGAAUGUCUGCAUGGAGGUCAUGUGAUGCUCAGUACUGUACGUGGGAUAGACAGAGAACACACGCUGACACCAGAUCAGGCCUCUCAUACACUUGACUUGUUUUGUGUCCAAGAACAAUAAAUCUGCCUGCGUUCUGUGUGUGAAACUGCUUUUCCACGACCCAAUUAAACUCCCAGGGCCCUGGAGAUUUAAUUCUU
Molecule: messenger RNA, 1081 nt
Organism: Oncorhynchus mykiss (rainbow trout)
Lineage: Eukaryota; Metazoa; Chordata; Actinopteri; Salmoniformes; Salmonidae
Gene: otos2
Product: otospiralin 2
Biological process (GO): sensory perception of sound
Source: RefSeq, a predicted model, not a curated record